Molecule: messenger RNA, 463 nt
Organism: Vitis vinifera (wine grape)
Lineage: Eukaryota; Viridiplantae; Streptophyta; Magnoliopsida; Vitales; Vitaceae
Product: bifunctional aspartate aminotransferase and glutamate/aspartate-prephenate aminotransferase-like
Exons: 2
Coding region: 56-448 (130 amino acids)
Biological process (GO): biosynthetic process
Molecular function (GO): pyridoxal phosphate binding
Source: RefSeq, a predicted model, not a curated record
CUGCAAUUGGAUAUUUCGACAUGCUCAUUUCAAUAGUGGAUGGACACCUCAAACCAUGUCCUUGCACUUUAAAUGGCUAGGUCUUUCUGAUUCCUAUGUUGUGUUCUUCCAGUUCACUUCAGGUGCCAGUAGCAUAUCUCAGAAAGCAGCAGUUGCUGCAUUGGGAAUGGGCUAUGCUGGUGGGGAAGCUGUUUCCACAAUGGUAAAAGCAUUCAGGGAACGGCGAGAUUUCUUGGUUAAAAGCUUUGGAGAACUGGAGGGUGUCAAGAUAUCAGAGCCCCAGGGAGCUUUUUACCUCUUUCUUGACUUCAGCUCUUACUAUGGGGCAGAGGCUGAAGGUUUUGGUAUAAUUGAGAAUUCAGAGUCCCUCUGUCGAUAUCUGCUGGACAAGGCCCAGGUAAGCUCAUGGAAAACAAAAAACGGAAAGAGAGAAACGAUGGUUGAUUAAUUCAUUAGGAGGCAC